CAACAAGAAACUCAACAUCCUGAUACGUGUAUACAACCAGACUCUUCAGAAGGUUUCUACACAGUUUCUUGGUAUUCCAACCUGUAACAUCGGUACCAGUGCAAACAUCUUCAACUGCUUGAACUAGGUAUUCAUUGACAGAGACAUCCCUUGGGCCAACCGUAUUGGUUUCUCCUCAGACAACUGUAAUGUGAUGAUUGGUAAGAACAACAGUGUCCUGACCCGUAUUCAGCAGAUGUCACCAAACGUGUUCAACGUAGGUUGUGUGUGCCACUUAGCCAACAUCUGUGCACAGAAGGCCAUCAAGACCCUACCACUGCCAAUCGACGACUUCUUGGUUGACAUCUACUACCACUUUCAUCACAGUUCCAACAGAAGAGAGCAGUAUCAGCAGUUGCAAGAAUUCACAGACACGGACCCUAUGAAGAUCCUAAAGCACUGCAGUACCAGGUGGCUGUCAUUGGAGCGGUGUGUUCAGCGUACUCUACAACGGUGGCCAGCAUUGAAGAGUUACUUUCAGAGCCAUGCAGAAUGUGAGAAACCAGGCCGUAUCAACAGAUGUAUGGAGGUCCUAAUCAGCGACGAGAUGUGGUUGUACUUUGCCUUCCUUGAGUUUGUCCUACCCAUCCUCAACGACUUCAAUGUGAUGUUUCAGGCUGGUGAAUCCAUGGUUGGCUUUCUUCAUACAGAGAUGGUUCGACUGCUACACAAGCUGUUGGGUAAAUUCGUCACAACCAAGACCAUCACAGUGCAGCAAGACAUCACCAAGGUUGACUUCAGGUGUACAGAUAACCAGCAGGACGACUCCAGAAUUGCAGUUGGGUUGACUGCAAGGGGCUACCUCAGUGACAAUGAGGACCUGCCACCAGAGACAGUUAGGAAGUUCUUUAGUUCAGUCAGGGAGUUCUACUGCACCAUAGCUGAGACUAUGAUUAAGAAGUUCCCAUUCCAGGACAAGGUUCUCCAGGGUAUCGGGUUCCUGAAUCCCAACACCAAGGACAAGAUUUCUCCAGAAGAUGUUGUCAGCUUGUCUGAUAGGUUUUGCAGUCUGAGCCAGCAGGAGAAACAGCAACUAGAAGAUGAGACUUCAGACUACAUCCUUACUCCUCUGUCUGACCUGCCAACUUUUGAUGCUGACACAACCUUGAACCAGUUUUGGAACACCAUGGGGAACCUGAAGUUACCAAGUGGCCAGAAGCAGUUUCAGCUCCUUCACCAACUCAGCAAGAUUGUUCUGACACUACCUCACUCCAAUGCUGACACAGAAAGGACUUUUUCCAUGCUGAAGAAGAUCCAGACAGACUCCAGAGAGAGCCUUGCUGAUAAGACCAUCCACAGCUUACUCAGUGUAAAGAUCAACAACCCAGAAGAGUGCCACCAGUACAAACCAGAGCCAGAACUUGUCAGAGCAGCCAAGUCAGCAUGUGCCUUAUAUAAACAGUCUUGUUCAUAAACUUAUAAUGUGCUUUAUAUUCAAGUAAACAAUCUUAAGGUGUACACCAUUUUCAUAUUGUGCUUUGGACUCAGUGACAUUAGUGCUUUCAAUAUCUGGCAUGUGUAGUGACUAUUGUUAACUUAUGUGAUAAUUGUUAUAACUUGUUAUCUCUGUAAUAAAUAUAACAAGUUUUU
This is a messenger RNA of Ostrea edulis (European flat oyster), 1629 nucleotides long. RefSeq lists its product as uncharacterized. The record is from RefSeq and is a predicted model, not a curated record. The transcript is spliced from 6 exons. The coding region runs from base 194 to 1453 and encodes 419 amino acids. Lineage: Eukaryota; Metazoa; Mollusca; Bivalvia; Ostreida; Ostreidae. Gene Ontology annotation, molecular function: protein dimerization activity.